Molecule: messenger RNA, 1794 nt
Organism: Mycena indigotica
Lineage: Eukaryota; Fungi; Basidiomycota; Agaricomycetes; Agaricales; Mycenaceae
Product: General APC amino acid permease
Exons: 22
Coding region: 1-1794 (597 amino acids)
Biological process (GO): amino acid transmembrane transport
Cellular component (GO): membrane
Molecular function (GO): amino acid transmembrane transporter activity
Source: RefSeq, a predicted model, not a curated record
AUGGACAAGAAAUGGCGGGCCAGCAAGUCCUCUCAGGAAAUCGUGGACAAAGUUGCAAGCGAAGACAGAUACGAUUGGGACUACCAUGACGUCGACCAACUCCAGCGUCGUCUAAAGCAGCGACAUGUUCAGAUGUGCGAUUGCUGUACUUUCUCCCGAAUAUUUACUAUGUUGCCGCUAACACGCUUAAGAUCGCUGGUACAAUCGGAACUGGCAAGCCUUCACCAACUUCAUUUGUGCAGUCUUCCUUAUGCAUAUCCAGGCCUGUUUCUCGGCUCUGGUGAUGCGCUCAGAGUGGCAGGUCCUCUCGGAGCCUUGGUAGCUUACACUCUCGUCGCGUCGGUUGCUUAUUCCUCGCUUUGCUGCAUUGGGGAGAUGACUACUUGGGCUCCGAUAUCGGGUACUUUCCCCCAUUAUGCGGCGAGAUGGGUCGACCCUGCGUUAGGUUUCGCGAUCGGAUGGAAUUAUUUUUACUCCAACGCGACAUCCGUACCAGUCGAGAUCAACGCAGCUGUGAUUCUUUUGACAUUCUGGGACAAGGAUGUAAACCAUGCAGCCAUCUACACUGCGCUUAUAGUCAUCCUGGUUUGCGCCAUCAACAUCUUUGGUGUUCGCUACUUUGGAGAAUCGGAAUUCUUCUUUUCCGUUACUAAGCUUUUGAUCAUUAUCAUCAUCCUUUUCGCUGGUCUUAUUCUCGAUCUUGGUGGGGGGCCUAGCCAUGAACGUAUCGGAUUCAAGUUUUGGAUCAACCCUGGUGCCGUUAAUCGCGCGCAUUUAGUGAACGACCUGGGGGCAGACAGAUUCCUUGCAAUUCUCAGUGUUGUUAUUCAGGCUGCCUUCUCUUUCCAAGGGAUGGAGCUGGUUUGUAUCGCUGCUUCUGAGACAGAAAGUCCCCGUCGCAACAUUGCGAAGGCUGUUCGCAGAGUCUUCUACAGGAUCGUGGUAUUCUAUAUGCUCGGUAUUCUCAUCAUUGGCAUGCUUGUUCCCUAUGACAAUCCCGCCCUUCUGUCUCGAGUUGGCACGGCCGCCCAGUCUCCCUUUGUCAUUGCGUUAAGUAGUGCAGGCGUCCGGGGUAGUGUCACUCUCUUGCGCCAUAUCCGCAUCUUACUUGCUCCAAAAGCUUUCCCGCAUAUUGUCAACGCCGUGAUCUUCACCAGCGCAUUCUCAGCAGCAAGCAGCACUCUGUUCUGCAGCUCCCGUGUCCUUUACGGUCUCUCGAUCCGUGGUCAAGCACCUAGAUUCCUUUCGUACACCACAAAGAAGGGGCUGCCUAUCGCUGCCGUAUUGGCUUCGUCUGCUUUUGCCCUGCUGUCUUUCAUGAACAUUUCGAUGGGCGCUGAAACUUUGACACUCAUUCACGCCAGGUCUUCAAUUGGUUUGUCAACAUCGCCACAACUGGUGGAUUCAUUGGGUGGUUUACCAUUAACCUCAUAUUCGUUUUCUUCCGCAUAUCGCGGCAUGACUGCGCAAGGUUUCGAUCUGAAGAAGAACAUCUAUAACAACGCAUUACAGCCUUAUUUGGCCUAUUGGGGCAUGGGGUGGACCGUAUUCUUCAUCCUCAUGAAUGGUUAUGCUGUUUUCUUCAAGUUCAAUACGUCCAUUUUCUUCACUGCUUACAUCAAUAUUCCCAUCUUCGCGGCGAUGUAUUUUGGCUACAAGAUUUUAUAUCGGACCAGGAUAUGGAAACCUUUGGAAAUGGAUUUUGUCACGGGAAUUCCAACUGUCGAAGAGACUGAACUGCCACCAGAUCCUCCAGUCACUUUCCUCGAAAAAGUAGGAGCAGCGUUGUUUUGA